GUCAUUGCAAAACAGUGACAAGGACACCUUACAAGUCUGCACUGUGCAGUGAACAUUAUUCAACAUCUCUGUUCUGGACCAUGGUCCUUCAUAGUGGCUGCAGCAUGAGCAUCCCUGCUAGUAUGAGUAUUGAAAGCCAGCUGCCCACCUCCUGGAGCCCUCACUACAACAGCACAGAUGUGCCCAUGGUGUCAUCAGGUUAUGCUAGUCGUCUGUGGACCCAGGAUCUCCAUCCACAGUAUUGGUCCAAAUAUCAGGUGUGGGAAUGGCUUCAGCAGACCCUAGAUGUGCACCAGAUUGAUGCCACAUCCAUCCCAUUCAGUAACUUUGACCUGGAUGGAAGACAGCUGUGUAGCAUGAGCUUUCAGGACUUUACUCAUUUGGCAGGAUCUGUUGGUCCUGUCCUCUACCAGAGUUUGACUGAUCUCAAGUGGAGCAGUCAAUAUGGCUCUUCGGCAGACAUGUUUACGCCAGGGGAUAUUAAAACAGAAUUAGAUGAUCUUCCAUGUUCAAUCUGCCCAGAGGAGCCCAAUUUCUACACCACCUCAGAGCAUUUUGACAUUAAAACCCCGUUUCAGCCAACGACAGUUAUGACUCCACCAGCUCCCUGUAGUCCAGACCCUAAAAGACCCCACAGUCGCUCUCACCAAGUGAAAAAACACAACCCUCGUGGGACCCAUCUGUGGGAGUUCAUACGGGAUAUUUUGCUAAACCCAGAAAGGAACCCAGGGUUGAUAAAAUGGGAGAACAGGUCAGAGGGUGUAUUUCGCUUCUUGAAGUCUGAGGCUGUAGCACAGCUAUGGGGCAAGAAGAAGAAUAACAGCAGCAUGACCUAUGAGAAGCUUAGUCGAGCAAUGAGAUAUUACUACAAACGAGAGAUUUUAGAACGCGUGGAUGGACGCAGGCUGGUCUACAAAUUUGGAAGGAAUGCACGUGGAUGGAGAGAAACAGAGAAGUGAAAGAGUUGGCCACAUGUUUAUUUUCUUAUUUUUCUUGUGAAGUCUCUAAUUUAUAACAUUAUGACUUUUACAUUAUGUUGUUUCUCUAUAAGAAGGAGUGUGUUGUCUUUUUUAUGUUGCUUGUAUUUAUAACUUUUUUUGUUUGUUUGUAUGAAUCAAAAACAAAGUUUAGCUGCAUUGAUCUGUGAAUUAAUAGUGUCUCUCUUACAAGUUACAGAUAAAAAAAAAACACUCUUAUAUUGAUGAACCUCUAUAUAGCUUCCAUGCAGUGCAUUUAACAUACUGUUGAGUUGGAUAAGCUGGGUUAAAAGACACUUUAUACAACUCACAAUAAUCUCAUUAAUUCCACCUAAACCAGAAAACCAGGUGUUUUAACAUAUGAUGAAACACUACUGCUGUAUUUGCUGUAUGUUUUCCAAUAGAACAUGAACAUGAACAUUUUAAAAAAUUAUUUCAAUGAUACUUUGAAAUCAAAACGCAUGGCUGAAAUAAUAUACUGGCUAGACAAAAACAAAAGUCACACUAAUACUAACAAGUUAAUAUGUUGUUAGGUGAUUUUUAUCCUUCAUUUUGGCAUGACAUUGAAUUGUGUCAAGAAUUUUAUGCAACAUUACAACAUUUAUUUGCAUCCACAAUAACAUUAAUUUCUUGCUGACAUCUUGUAUUGAUGACAAGAGAGUCCAACCUAUCCCUACAAUAUUCUCCAUCACAUUUCAAAACCUCUCAAUGGGGUUAAAGUCAAAACUCUAUAGUGGCCAAUUUGAUUCCUUAUGCUCUCAACAGCAUUAUUUUUUAUGUUGAGUCCUAAAAAAGUACCCAUGCCAUUACAGAAGGAAAAAAGUGGAGAUUCAGAAAGUGAACUGACUUCUUUUUAUAGCCGUAUGACAAUGCUGAGCCUAGGCCUGACCAACUGAAGCAGCCCCAGAUCAUAACACUGCCCCCAGAGUCUUGUACACUGGGCACUAUGCAGGAUUGGUGCAUUGCUUCUUACCCUGAUGCACCCAUUACUGUGGAAUAGGGUCAAAACUGUUUAGCCUCAAUCCUGUGAGUUCUCAUCACACUGUGAUUGUGGAAACUCUCUUUUACUACAGAAACUGUCUGGGGUUUCUAUUGUAAAUUGUAUGUGCCUUUACCAAACAUUCUAAGUGAUUAUGCUCAUUUAUGAUUUUGUUUUAUCUAAUUUCCUCACUUUUCCACAAAGUAGGUGAGCCAUCAUUCUCCUUCCAAAUUUUAGUAUUGGAUAAGCAGAUUUUUAAGACAGAUAGGACUUUUUGACCCAAUUUAAGUAAUUUCAGCAACCUCCUUAUUAAAUGUAUUGGCUUGUUGUAGGCCAAUAAAAUUACCCUUAAAUGCAGCAACAUUUGUUCUAUGAAUUGUCUUCUAUUCUAUGAUUUGUCUUUUGACAUGGCUGUGAGAAGCUAGUUAAGGUCAAAGAAAGAUUUGUCUCCAGCUGAAUAUUAAUUACUGCAGUAAUUUUCCAAUAAAAAGCUCUUAAGAAUUCUCUUAUUUACAUUCAAAAGUUCAUCUAUUUUAACCAGGUUGUGUAUGAGAGGUAUCUUUUAAGCAGUACCUCUCUUAAUACUGAUUAAAAAAAACAACUUUCAGUCUUAUACUGCCUUUCUCUAUGGCACUUAUUGUUGGUCAUAUUUUAAAUAUAUUUUAUUGUGAACCACAAAAGGCUGGAAAGUUUACUGUAUAGACUAUACAGUGUUUCAACUGUCUUUGAUGAGAAAACAAUGUGUGUGUACAGAGCAUUUGUAAACGUUAUGCUUCAAUAAA
Messenger RNA from Clarias gariepinus (North African catfish), 2738 nucleotides. RefSeq names its product ets homologous factor (gene ehf). Gene Ontology annotation, cellular component: nucleus. The coding region runs from base 81 to 959 and encodes 292 amino acids. Gene Ontology annotation, molecular function: DNA-binding transcription factor activity, RNA polymerase II-specific; sequence-specific DNA binding. The transcript is spliced from 9 exons. The record is from RefSeq and is a predicted model, not a curated record. Gene Ontology annotation, biological process: regulation of transcription by RNA polymerase II; cell differentiation. Lineage: Eukaryota; Metazoa; Chordata; Actinopteri; Siluriformes; Clariidae.